Messenger RNA from Tripterygium wilfordii, 1502 nucleotides. Its product is annotated as SNF1-related protein kinase regulatory subunit gamma-1-like. The transcript has 7 exons. The coding region runs from base 68 to 1345 and encodes 425 amino acids. The record is from RefSeq and is a predicted model, not a curated record. NCBI's taxonomy places the organism in Eukaryota, Viridiplantae, Streptophyta, Magnoliopsida, Celastrales, Celastraceae.
UAUUCUUAGCGCCACGUGUCAUUCAUUGCGAGAAACACGUAGACCUUAUAAUCUUUUUCAUGUACAGAUGGCAAUGUCACACACAGAUGGAAGAGGAAGACGAAGAAGCAAACCCACAACUACCAAAAUGCAAGAAACAAGAGAGAUGAAGGAGAAGGAGAAGGGAGAAGUUGAUUCUGGCAGUGCUCUCCAACUCUAUCUUGAUCGCAUCCCCAUCAAUUCUAUUCCAGGCAUCACAAAUUCUGCUGUUUUGGAGUUGAAAACUGGAGAUACUGUGAGAGAUGCGAUCCAGUUGUUGUAUGAGAAAGAUGUGUUGGGUGCACCCAUUGUGGAUGUUGUGAGCCCUGAUACCCAAAUUGGUAGAUCUUCAGAUAACUACAUUGGCUUCAUUGAUUUGGCUGGUAUGGUUCUUUGGUCUAUUGAGCAAUUUGAAAAGGCUGAUAAUGUCCAAACUAAAGGCUGUGAUAGCAAAAGUGGGAUAUUCACCAUGCUUGAGGAGAAUCCUCAAAUUGGGCAGACAAAGAUUGGAGGUUUGGCAAAGGCACAUCUUUGGGAUCCAUUCUUUCCUGUAAACUUAGAUAGCACACUGUUUCAUGUUCUGCUGCUUUUCUCGAAACAUCAAAUCAAAGUUGUGCCUGUCGUCGAGCAAUCGAACUCGCAAGUCAUUGGUUUUGUGACACAGAAUGCUGUGAUCCAUCUUUUGCUUCAAUCAAAUGGGCUAGAGUGGUUUGAUAGCAUUGCAGACAAGGCUUUGUCUGAGUUUAGGUUUGAGACUGAAAAGCAAGUUACUCAUGCAUAUGGAGACCAGAGUUUGGCUGAAGCUCUUCAUCUUCUGCUGAAAAGCCAAGUUGGGUUCAUCCCCGUCCUAGAUCGAGCGAGUAAGAGACUCAUCGGCAGCAUAAGGAGCUGUGAUAUUUAUCUUCUGCUGGAGAAUGACAACAUAUUUGAUGAUAGAAAAAGUCUAACCGCAGAGGAAUUCAUUCACAUGGAGACUGAUAAAUCUAAAUCUGAUUCUACCAUAGAACCAGACGUUGGGGCUCUUCUCUCAGCAGGGAUUCUUCGUCUUCGAAACAAUUUCCUCCCAGAGAUGGACUCUCCAGUCACCAGCAAGAGAAGUGACACUCUCAAGCAACUCAUGACUAAAAUGGCAGAUAGAAAGAGCAGUUUCAGCUUCCUAGUCAAUGAUCUCCAGCAAGUGACCGGAGUGGUCUCGUCAAGAGAUGUAAUUGUUCAGUUUGCUCCACCGUGUAUUGAUUCAAGCUUCCAUGGUGGUGGUUUCUUUGAUUGUGCUCUGGAACAGACCGGCUGCCAUGUCCAAAAUGGAACCAUGAUUUCUGAUCGCUGACUCUUUUGUUGCUCAUUUCUCAAGGUUUUAGCCACAAAGACCCUCCUAUCUUUCUCAUAAUGUGAUUGUCAAAGUUCUACUCACAUUACUCUCUAUCAGAAGUGUAUUAGAAUACAUAAAGAGGACCAUGUGUAUCAAAAAUAUAUUUUCUUCAAGG